AUGCCGAUCACUCAUCUGUUGCUGUCUGUUUACAUUACCACCUUCCUGAUUGGGGUACCUGCCAACAUCCUGGCAUUCUGCACCUUUUGCCAAAAGGUGCGCCGCAAACCUGCACCCAUCGACAUCCUGCUCCUCAACCUGACCAUCUCCGACCUCAUCUUCCUCGCUUUCCUGCCCUUCAAGAUGAAGGAGGCUGUUGAUGACAUGAACUGGAACCUCCCCUUCUUCUUGUGUCCAGUCACUGGUUUCCUGUUCUACUCCACCAUCUACAACAGCACCCUCCUCCUGACCGCAGUGAGUGUGGAGCGCUACCUUGGUGUGGCCUUCCCUAUCAGAUACGCCCUGUGUCACAGGCCACGCUAUGCUGUGGUGGCCAGUAUCAUAUGUUGGGUGGUGUCAUCACUGAACCUUAGCGUCGUGUACAUUGUGCCCUGCUCCCACAGGAUAUAUAGCAAUGGGACCAUUAUGGACGAUCCCCCGACAACGUGCUACCUAAACUUCACCCAAGGCCAGCUCAACAUCCUUCUCCCAGUGCGUCUGGAGCUAUUCCUGGUCCUCUUCUGCGUCCCCUUCCUGGUCUGCACCUUCUGCUAUGUCAACUUCAUCCGUAUCCUGUCUCGGCUGCCCAACAUCGGGCGGCGGCGGCGCCUGCGGGCCAUUGGGCUGGCACUGGGCACCCUGUUGGUGUUUGCCCUCUGCUUUGGGCCCUACAAUGUAUCCCACGUGGUGGGGUUCAUCCGGAAAGACAGCGAGAGUUGGAGGGAUGUAGCAUUGCUCUCUAGUACCCUCAACGCCUGCCUAGACCCCAUCAUCUUCUAUUUCUCCUCGGUGGCUGUCAGGAGCAUGCUCAGUCACUGCUUCAGGAGCUUCGUGGCUACACUACACAUUUUAAAGUGUGAGAGGGGUCAAGUCUGAUAGGGGUCAUCCUCCAAGACUGAUAAAUACAGAAAAACAUGCCCUCCUUGAGUGUUUAUGUUCCAAUUAGUCAUGCAUGAAGAUGUAUGUAUGUUCAGUGCAAUUAUGUAUAUUAUAUGUAUUAGGUAUACUCUGUUAUGUUAUGUAACUGUUGGAAAAGAUCAUCUAUGAUAAAUUACAUUCCCUAAAGCUGUACCACAAUUAUAGUAUAACCAUUACCCAUACCUCCACAAACCAUAUUUAUAUUUAAUGUAAAAAGUCAUGAAUAAAUCGAUCAU
Messenger RNA from Oncorhynchus kisutch (coho salmon), 1193 nucleotides. RefSeq names its product free fatty acid receptor 3-like. Gene Ontology annotation, cellular component: plasma membrane. The transcript has a single exon. The record is from RefSeq and is a predicted model, not a curated record. Gene Ontology annotation, biological process: cellular response to fatty acid; G protein-coupled receptor signaling pathway. Gene Ontology annotation, molecular function: G protein-coupled receptor activity. Bases 1 to 915 code for a protein of 304 amino acids. Lineage: Eukaryota; Metazoa; Chordata; Actinopteri; Salmoniformes; Salmonidae.